Messenger RNA from Phalaenopsis equestris, 831 nucleotides. RefSeq names its product putative threonine aspartase. Gene Ontology annotation, molecular function: threonine-type endopeptidase activity. The record is from RefSeq and is a predicted model, not a curated record. Lineage: Eukaryota; Viridiplantae; Streptophyta; Magnoliopsida; Asparagales; Orchidaceae. Gene Ontology annotation, biological process: protein maturation.
UGAUUGAUGAUCAAUCUUUUGAUCUUGGAAGAGAAGCUGGAGAUUGUGGUGCAGAAAGACAUUCAAAGUAUAAAGCUGAUGAAGAUUAUAUUGUUGAUACAGUGGGAGUUAUUUGCGUUGAUGCUUUUGGGAAUGUAGCAUCAGGCGCAUCAAGUGGGGGAAUUGCUUUGAAGGUUGAUGGGCGCAUUGGUUUGGCAGCCAUGUAUGGUUCAGGUUGUUGGGCAUCAUCAAAAGAUCCAUUUGGAACACCAUUCAAUGUUGGUUGUUGUGCUACUGGUGCUGGGGAGUAUCUUAUGAGAGGUUUUGCUGCUCGUGAAUGCUGCUUAUCAACAUCAUUAUCCAAUGAUGGUCCAGCUUCUGCUUGUGUGAAAGUUCUUCAUUCUGUGAUUAAAGAAGGAAAUCAUUACUCCCAUGAUACAGGUGCCGGGGUUUUACUCGUGCAGGCAGAAACUCUGCAGGCUGCAGGAAGUCCACCUCUACUGAAUGCUGUAGAAAUGGUUGCAGCUUACACCUCUUCGUCUUUUGGCGUCGGCUAUUUUGGGAGCCAUAUGGAUCGUCCGAAGGUGUCAAUACUAAGGUCUACAGGACAAAAAAAUGGCGGUGAUAUAAACCAUUUUGCGACUCGAAUCGACCUUUGCUCGGCUUAAAUUUUUAUGUGAUGAUGCAAUUAUGGGUUUUGUUGUGCUGUUUUUCAUUAAAAUGUAUAUUUAAAGAAAAAAAAAAAAGGUAGCUGUGAAAUGAUGGUAAGUUUGCCUUCUCUUAGGUGCAUUUGAUUUGAUUAGAGUUUAGGAUUAUUUGCAGCAUACCUUUGAAGAUAUGUGAUUAUAAGUU